Molecule: messenger RNA, 18705 nt
Organism: Solenopsis invicta (red fire ant)
Lineage: Eukaryota; Metazoa; Arthropoda; Insecta; Hymenoptera; Formicidae
Gene: Obsc
Product: obscurin
Exons: 38
Coding region: 1137-18233 (5698 amino acids)
Biological process (GO): protein phosphorylation
Molecular function (GO): protein kinase activity; guanyl-nucleotide exchange factor activity; ATP binding
Source: RefSeq, a predicted model, not a curated record
CACUUCGUACGCAGAGAGUAGUCUCGCUUUCGCCGCGUAUCGCCGAUACACACCUUUCGGGAGGACCGCAUCUCGCGAAAAGCUGAACGAUGUGACCGGUGUAGUGAGAAUGAGACGUUUUAUUCGGUGAUCGGCAUGAAUGAAGACCUAUAUGGGCUACGGAAACUUCAAUUAAAAAUUGUAUAAAAAUAAUGGAGAACGGUGGAUCGAUUGCUAGAACGAGAACCGAAUAACAUCGAAUACAUGUGACGCGUGCGCAAGGUAUUAAGCAAUCGAAAGUAAAAUGUCAAAUGGUUAAAUGCCCGUUCUGAGAAUGCAGAGAAUAAAUAAUGUUGAGCAGAUGUAAGUUCAAACAGUAAGACAAAUUUCUUUUCAUAAGCAGGAAGAUUCAAAAAAUGCUUUAAUCUUCUAAAUCAAUUAUACUUGUAUCAAGACUUGUAAUAAGACUUGUAUCAAGAAAUAUCGAUGAAUAAUACAAAGUAAAAUUACAUAUCUUGUUUAAGAAAAGAGAAAAAAUCUUGAACAAAAAGUUAUACUUAGAAUCAAGACACGUAUCGGUGAAUCGAAAGAGAUCGAAGUGAAAUUCAACGGACGAUAUCGCGGCGGAGGCGAGACGACGAUGUGUGCGAAUGUUGAAGGUGCAAAGUUGCAAUUUCCAUCGUGUGGAUGCCAAAUUUCGAGCUGAUGUUCAUUUGUCUACGUCGCCGGUAAAACGAUUUCGUGCGUGUGCGUAAACAGCGCAAUUAGACGUUAAUUCCUGAAGAAGGCGAUAAAACCGACCUUUCUUCGCGCUUUCAUUAACGCAUUUCGAAGACCAUUGGAUUCGCAUGAUUCGUGAACUCGUUGCGACAAUUCUGGACCUUAAAAUCUCAGGAACUUAACAUUUUGAUUACAUACGAUCACUUUUUCUUCUAUAUUUUAAAUUUGCAAAAAAUUAAUAUUCUUAAAUCACCGUCGUAGAGCCAAAUUAAAAAAAAUAAUUUUGCAAAAUCACAUAUUGAAUACAGUCAAAAAUAAUCCAUUAUCUGUUUCUGUAAUCGGUCUUAAAGCCUGCGAUAACAUUUUCAAUUGUAAAAAAUCACGAAGGGUCACUAAUGACCUCAUCGAUUAUCGAAUAAUUAUUUUGGAAGGAGAAAAUGUCCUUCUGUAGAAUCACGGGUAAAAGUCGAGGUCUUCCUAGGCCAAAUUAUUUUCCACUUCUACCGCCUAUAAGUCCAGCGGACGCAAAGCGAUUCUGCCGCAUUACUGGCAAAUCAUACGGCUUGCCGACCCAUCAUUACAUUCCGGUGCUGUUGGGCGCGCACGCUCACGAUAAAUCGAAAUGCAAGAUCACGACGAACUCAGCAGGCCUCGGGCCUCAUCACUAUACCGCUGGUCUGAUCGUCGGCGAGAAGAAGAGGCACGUGGUGCUCAAGGAUUAUCGCUACGUCUUCCCGAUCCUGGAGGGCGAAGGCGAGCAACAGCGUGCUCUACGAGAGCUUCUGAAUGCGAAGCAGACCCCGAUUGAGGAAGUGGAAAAAUUCGUGUACACGGUUGAGGAACGAAGAUGCAGUCUCGUAUUCCCGGCGAAAUUGGAAGCCGCCGUCAGGGAUGGAGACGUCAAGGACGUAAUGCUUUCGAGAGAUUGCGAUACCGUUUUGUUACGGCUGAAGCAGGGCAAAAACGUGUCCGUGGAUUUUAAGAACCUAGAGAAUUUCGAGAAUCUUUAUGACGGUAUGGGACCGCGAGAAGAGGUACUGAGGGAACGGGAAAAAUUAGAGGCCGAGACUAGAAAACGAAAGAGAAAGAAGCAGACCGUAUUGAAUUACGCAAAAAAGUUCUUCGAGGAGAAGGAGAGAGUAGCCGAUGAGGAAGAGUUCCAACGUACCAAGCAACUUAAACUAAGAAGUAUCAAAGAAGAGAUCAAGGAGGAAAUAGUGGAAAAUUGGAGGCAUGUAAAUGUGGAACAAGCGAGAUUGAUAUCUUCCGACGUUGUGAAUAUGUCGAAUAUUCUCAAAGAUUCAUCAAAGCCGAUAUCCAACAUAUUAGACUGGAAUUCAUUGCAAAACAAUGCGAAAAAAUCAGCUGGUGUACCAAUGAUUGAAAAAAUACCGACACCCGUAAUGGCUGAGCCCCAAAUCAUAGAUCAAGAACCAACGUUAUACGCCAGUCCCAUACCUGAGUCUGUAGGUGGUUUCGAAGCAAUAGCGAUCGCAAAGCCGUUGACGCCUUUAAUCGUAAAGCCGGACGUUACGUUGCAAAGCGCAAUUCGAAGUAUCCCGCUGGAUAAUCUUGAAGGAAGCGCGAACGUGACAGAAAAGCUUCUGCAAGCUGGAGAACAAGCGCUAGAAUGUUUGCCUAAGAUGGAGGAAGUAUCCGAACUAGUACGAAAUCUGCCUACCGGUAAGAAGAUCACGAUGCAUAAUAUUAAAGGUUUGAAGCUGGACAUAAAAUCGGCAGAGAGAUUUGUCGCUGGUCAAACGGUGUAUACACCUUCAGGCACUAUUUUCGUGCCAGGUCAAACCUUGCAGACGCCUCAAGGUCUCACCUUUGUUCCUGGAUUAACUCUUAAUACGUCUGACGGUCCUAUGUUAGUUCCUGGACAGAUUGUUACUGUGAACGAGUCGGAUGGAGCAAAAACACCGGUGUUUGUCGCUGGGCAAACUUUAACGACGGAGCGAGGUGAACAUUUCGUGCAAGGCCAGACACUUCAUAUAAAUGAAGGGAGCAAAUUUGUUGAGGGUCAGACCGUUCUGACUGAGGAAGGACCAAAAUUCGUAGCGGGUCAAGUGGUAGCAGAUGGUACCUUCAUCGCGGGUCAGACCGUGGUUACCCCGCACGGACUACGUUUUAUGGCGGGCCAGACUGUUACGAAUUAUCACGGUGAGCCAGUCUUUGUGCCGGGACAAAAUGUGCAGAUCAACGGCAAGCACGAAUUUGUACCGGGUCAAUGCGUCGAAUCACCAAACGGCGAAUCUAAAUUCGUUCCUGGACAGACAUUGCUUACAGCCGAAGGUCCGCAGUUUGUUCCGGGUCAAUACGUAACUACAAAGUCGAAUGAGAUGCACUUCGUCCCUGGCAUUGCCAAAGAAACGCAAGAUAUCAUGUCAUUUAUGCCAGGAAUGACGCUAGACACUCCGAAAGGUCAGAAAUUUAUCGAAGGCCAAGUGCUAAAAACUCCGGAAGGUAUAGUAUUCUGUCCAGGACAAACCAUCAUUACCGAGAAGGGCUUCGAAUUCAUCGCAGCAAGUAAGUUCGACGAAGUAAUCUUUCAAAACGCCGGUCCCGUCGGUAUAUCCGUAGAUCCGAAGACUGCAAGUGUGGUAUCUCUUCAGCAGCGCGAAGUCUUUGGCCACAUGGUGCAAACAGAGAAGGGUAUCGAGUUUUUCCCGGAGAACGCAAGAAAUCUGCCAGAGGGUAGAAGAAUCGUGCCCGGGCAAUUAGUCACCGGUGACAAAGAUGGGCCGCGUUUCGUACCGGGUGUCAUGACUGAGGAUGGCUUUUUACCAGGUCAGAUAGUCACGACGGAGAAAGGAGAGGAAUUUGUGCCUGGUCAAGUAAUUGAUACUAGCAGCGGACCGAAAUUUGUGCCCGGCCAGAUAGUGGAGACCCGAACUGGACCCAAGUUCGUACCUGGUCAAACGAUAGAUACACCGGAAGGACCACGUUUCGUACCCGGUCAAAUCGUUGAUACUAAAGUAGGGCCAACGUUCAUCCCCGGUCAAGUGAUCUAUACCGAAGAAGAAGGAUCUAGAUUCGUGCCAGGACAAGUGGUGGACACGCCGGAUGGACCCAGGUUUGUACCGGGUCGCGUAGUGGAGACUGGCGAAAUGGGUGUGACAUUUGUACCGGGUCAAAUUGUGCAAACGGAAGAGGGACCUUGUUUCGUCGCUCCUGAUCUUAUUGAUACGCCUGAGGGUGAGCUAGAGUUCUCUGUGCAGGGUUUCGAGGUUACUCCCGAGGAGCUACGACUGUUGCGGCCGCAGCAUCUGCAUUACAACCCUCGUUUUCGUCAUCGCGGCGAAACCAGCAUAGACGCUAAGAUGUUGCAUGAACUAUCUGAGGCGGGAUUAUCUGUGGGGCGAAAAGUUGCAACAAAUUUACCGACAGUGGAUGUGGACGUGGAUCCAAAGGCGGUAGCCUUAGAACAGGCCCUCGCCGUGACGACGACAAAGUUGGGUCUGCAAGGUAGUACAGCAGUGAAGCUGGCACAAGUUAUGUCGACGAUUACGCAAUUAGCGAAAAAUAUUGUUUUGCAGCAGCAACAACAGCAACAGAAUUCAGACACUGCAAAUGCAAUAACGUUAACAAAUGGUAAUCGAUCGCCUAUUGAAACUGAAGAAAUAAAAACAAACAAUAACAACAACGUCGAAUCGCUUCAAAAUAUAGUAAGAACGGCGAUCGCAGCAGCUGCCCUGUUGAUAUUGGAUGAUCAACAAGUAACAUCAGAUAACAGCAACUCUCAAGAUUUCGUCUACUCCUCCAUCAGUGAAUCGUUUAAUAUGCUAUUACAUCAGAACGAUCGAGAUGUUGAUAAAUCGGUGAACGAGAUCCUAAAAAUUCUUUUAAUUCCGCAAAAUCGCAGUUCUCUUUGCCAAAGUGUAUUGCUAGAAUUGUUAGAUAACAAGAACAAUAAAGUAAACAUACUCAAAUCGACGGUGAGUCCUAGCCAACCGUUGCAAAGGGAUGUCGUACUCGACAAGUUAUCGAUGGUUCUCGAGGAAGAACACGGCACCGACUUGAUCGGAUCAGCUUUUCGAACUGUCUCGAAGAAUAAUCCCGAGUUAGUGACGCUCGUUUUGGAGAACGUAUCGCGGCACGUGGCGGACGUGGCGACUGAGAAAGAAGCUGCGGAAACGGUUUACAAGGCAAUCGUCCAAGCGGUUCGAGAAUCAAGCGAGAUUCACGUAAAGGAAUUACUGAACGCUGAAGGACCGGAUGUUCGCGAGAUGUUGCUUCAAGCAGUGGGUUUGGCGCGAGCUCUAGGGAUGUCUGACACGGCGAACAGCCUGUUAUCGGUGAUCAGUGACAAAAGGUCUACUCGGGCAUUGGCGAACGACCGGGUAACAAUGGAUGUACUGAGAAGACUGGCAAUCAUGAGGAAACUCGCAGAAGAACGACCACCUUUCAUGAAUGCUCUCGGACAGCUAUGCAGUGAUCCUGAAUUAGCUAGAACGGAUCCGCGAUUAAGAACUCUCGUGAGAGAAAGCGCCGCGCUGAUGAUAGUACCCGAAGAGACUCCAUUGCUGUCCUCAGCUGACGUUCCAACUUCCUUGCUGUGUGCCGAUAACAGCCUGGCAAUGGAAGAGUUCCUACUGAAAAGAAGCCACAAACGAUCGGCCAUCUUUAUGAUUUUGAAACAGGGUAUGCAAGCGGUCGUGCCUAGAGAAGCCUCCAGGUCGGUGUUAACGGGAGAAGUCGCCUAUACUGUUCUCGACGAGGAUGGUAUACAUCAUUUCGAACCGUUACACGUGUUUUCGGCGCUCAGACUAAAUCGUCCAGCCACUCAUCGGUUUUCCAUGUACUGUUGUCCGGUAGCAAAAGAAGUGGACAUUGAUGGCGAGAUAAUGACCACUACCUUCACUGGCACAACUUCGAUUGCGAGCAGUCUGGAUAGCUCUGCUAAUGGUAGUUCUAAUAAACAAGAAAGCAAUGGCACAGCAACGCUAUCAAAGUCUGAACAGUCGACCGCUUUUUAUUCGGUUAGCAGAGAGAAUACGCCGAGUCUGAAGAGAUUGAAUGGCGCUAGGCAAUGGAAUAGCUUCGAACGGGGAUCCUCGGAAAAUUAUGUCGUUGUGAAGGAUUACGUAGCGGACACCGAUGGAUUCGCCGUGAACAUCGGCGACAUCGUCGAGGCCAUCGAGCACGACGGUUCGGCAAAGAAAGCGAGGAUGGACCCCGAUCUGGAGGUCGAAGUUGGCGAUAUCUUGGACAAUUCGGCCGCCAAACAUAAGCUUUCGAUUCGACCACGUCGAAAUCACGCAGAUCCACGAGCUCGAAGAAGUCCGAGCAGCGUCGACUCAGACUCGAGCCUUCAAAGGAUAUACGUUCGUACAGCUGAUGGAAAACAGGGAUGGUUACCUUCGUCCAUUUUAAUGCAAACGGCACUUAGCGAAGAGACUUCAUCAAUGAGUCGACCAGAAGAUUCUCAUUAUCGACGAGAAGCUGUCGUGAAAGAGUUAAUCGAAACGGAGGAAGAAUUUGGUAGAGAUAUUCAGCUUGUCGUCGAACGUUAUCUGAAGCCUCUCGACAAUCCUGGUGUUCCGCGGGCCGUACGAGACAAUAAAGAAGUUAUAUUCACUAAUUUGAAGCAAAUUGCUGAUUUUCACAACACAUCGUUCGGCAGGGUGUUGAUCGAGGGCGUCAAGUAUUAUGCGGAUCAACCACGUAUGCUUGGCAGAACGUUCUUGAGACUGGAGAGAGACUUUGACAAGCACGUGGCGUAUUGUAGAGACGAGCCUGCUGCCCAGGAACUUCUUCAGACAAACGACGAAGUACGCGAAUAUUUUGAGGAGUUGAGCCAGACUCUGGGUGACGACAAGAGCAUAUCAGAACAUUUGAAGCUUCCGAUACAACGUAUAAACGACUACCAGCUCCUGCUAAAGGAGCUGGUGAAGUAUUCGACCCGAUUAGGCGAAAACUGCGACGACUUACAAAAGGCGCUAGAGUUGAUGCUAGGAAUUCCCCAUAGGGCGACCGAUAAUAAAUUCAUAAGUAAUAUCGAAGGGUACAAAGGAAACAUUCACAAACUUGGUAGAUUACUCACUCAUGAAUGGUACACGGUUAUAGACAAGGAAGGAAAAAGCAAAGAAAGAUACUUGUUUCUGUUCAAAGCACGAAUUCUCAUUUGUAAAGUUAGACGGAUAUCGGAGGAUAGAUCAGUUUUCAUUUUAAAAGACAUUAUUCGAUUACCAGAAGUAGAAGUGAAGGAUCAUCUCGACAAUAUACGAUCCUUUGAACUACAUAAUCCAGCUGCAUCCAAUUACCCCAUCACUUUAGUAGCUCACAAAGAUCCUGUGAAAGCUUGUUGGCUCAAGGAAAUCCGUCAGUACGCCAGUGAUUUGGUUGCUCUCGCCGAGCAUGCAGCGGACGAUCUUCAAGUAACCGAAGAAGUACCAGAAGGCAAGGAAGAGCUCAAGAGUGACGAAAAGUCGGCACCGGUGAAAAUCGAACCACCACAAGCGAAUCUAGAAUUGCCUAAAGUUCAAAGUAACUCUACAAAAGAAGAAGCAAAGGCGAAUUCAGGUUUAUCAAAACCAGAUACGAUUAAAGACUCUACGAAAGUUGCGGAGAAGAGGAAGGAUUCCGCAGGUACGAUCGACACAUCGGAAGUAAAGAAGACUAAGAUUGAAGAAGCGCAAGCAGACAUGUCCCGAAGAUAUUCAGCGAGUCGAUACAGCGCUUCUUCGAAAGUCGUAGAAGAGUCGUAUUCAUCGAUAUCGAGCAGUCGUAAUGGCGUGUCCUCGUACAUGGAAUCGGCGGCGGCGUCCGCCAUUGAGACGAGAAUGUCUUCUGCGUCGCAAGGGAUGGGUCGGAUGUCCACGGAAACCACAACUUCUUACGAGACUGCGAUCGCCGGUGGUAUGGCCAUGGAUUCAAACGUCGAAAACAGAACUACCAAAAUCGCCAUUGACACCGAUGUUAGCAAACCCGUGUUUAUCAAGACGAUAGAAGGAUCCAGUGUAGAACCGAAGCGACCAAAAAAGGCAUUGAUACACGCCAUAGCCGGAGAAGUUGCCACUUUCGAGUGCACGAUGUUAACCAGCGACCCGACCACCAGGUUGCAAUGGUUAAAGGAUAACAAACCGAUGGAAGACAAGUUGGCUGAUCGCGUCACUACCACAUUAAGCGACAACAUAUGCAAGCUCGAGAUCCAGAAUGUUCAUGAAUCAGAUGCUGGCAUAUACAUUGCACGUGCUCUGAAUGUAAAUGGCGAAGCGACGUGCACUGCUCAACUGAUUGUUCAAAAAUUGAGUCCAGAAGAGAAGAAAGCGAGAGCAGAAGCAAAUGCUCCAAUAUUUUUGGUGCGCUUGAAGGAUACCGAACUUCUCGAAAAUACCUAUCUACGUUUUAUGAUUAAAGUCAAAGGAGAGCCUAAUCCGGAAAUAAAGUUCUUCAAAGACAGCAUCUUGAUUGACGCGAAGCACGAACGCGUGAAAAUUAUUCGAGACAACGCCGAGAAGGGAUUUUACGAAUUAGUAAUCGCUGACGUUCAGAAGCAAGACGCUGGAAAAUAUUCGUGCACAGCUAUGAAUCGUUACGGCGAAGCUACGUGCGAGGCGAUGGUGACGGUGACAGAUGAGAAGCCACUUUUCCAGGGGCUUCCCGAAGGACUUCUCGAGCUUGGAACCGAGCCGCGUUUCAUUUGGACUCGCGACGGACAGACGUUCGAUCCUGAGGAGAGAUUUAAGGUUCUCUUCAAGGAUAAUGAGGAUACUUUGGCACUGGUGUUCCAGCAUGUGAAACCCGAAGACGCCGGUCUUUACACGUGCGUAGCGCAGACCAGCACAGGUAACAUUAGCUGCAGCGCGGAGUUGACAGUGCAAGGCGCCGUGAAUCAAUUGUUGAAGGAUCCGGAAAAGCCGAAACUUCAAACGGAAUCGAAGCAAACUGAGGUGAGCGCUGGUGGUUCCGCAAUGUUAGAUCUGCAAGUGAAGGGUUAUCCCAAGCCAGACAUCAAAUGGACCAAGGAUGGUCAGGAGAUCAUAGCUGGUGGGAGAAUCAAGUACCUCUGGGAAGAUGAAGAAUCUUUGUCGUUGGUAAUUAAACAGGUUACCGCUAAAGACGCCGGCGUUUACACUAUCAAGGCAAAGAAUGAACUCGGAGAAGACAGUACGCAGAUCGAGCUAAUCGUCAAGUCUGCGCCAAAGAUCACGAAGAAGCAAUCUGAUAUGAUGAUUCUCAUCGAGGAGACAGGCACGAUGACCGUGCAAGUGGAGGCUACCCCGGCGCCAGAAGUGAACUGGUACAAAGAUAGUCAGCUGAUUGAAGAGAGCGAUCGUAUCAAGAUCAUCAAGGAAAAUAGCGACACAUAUAAGCUUGUGAUCAAGAAUACCAAAGUGACUGAUGCUGGUUCAUAUUCAAUUGUCGCGAAAAAUGACGUCAAUCAAACGACUGAUAUUUGGAAAGUCGGUAUCAAAUGUCCGCCGAAGAUCAAAAAACGACUAGGCGAACCACGAGUAAUCAACGAAGGUGAUACAUUGAAUCUCUUGAUCGAAGUAGAAUCUAAUGAAGAACCGACAAUCAACUGGUACAAAGACGAACAACUUUUGGCCGCGAGCGAUCGUGUGAAGAUGACGAAAAACGGAAAUAAUCAUAUACUUACAGUUAGCGGUGCAACGGUAGAAGAUGCGGCGCUUUACAAGGCUGAGGUGGUGAACAAACAUGGAACGAUUUCGGACGAAACGAGAGUCAGGGUUCGCGGUAUACCGAGAUUCAAGACAAAACUGUGCGACAUCAGUGCAAACGAGGGCGAAUUGAAUGUCGAAUUCGUGGUCGAGGUCGAGGGCUUCCCGAAACCGAGUGUGCAUUGGUUUCUGGGCGACGUUGAAAUUACAGAGAAGCGCACAGAAUACACUCGCGUGGAAGAAGGCGACAAUUACAAGCUUGUUAUCAAGGAGGUGAAGACCGAGCUCAAAGGCCAUUACACUUGCAAAGUGCAGAACGAAUAUGGCGAGAACUCGAGCAGUUCCGACUUGACAGUGAACACUCGACCGAAGAUUUUGAAGAAAUUGGCGGAUCAGAGAUUGAAAGAGGGUGAAACGCUAAAGUUAACGUUUGAAGUGUCUGGCACGCCGGAUCCGGAAGUCAAGUGGUACAAGGACGGCGACGAGGUAUCAGCAGACGCCAGGAUCAAAAUCACCAGGGACAGUCAACGCAACGAGAGCUACGAUUUAACAGUGACGUUGCUGAAGGGUAGUGACGGCGGUUUGUACGAGGUGCGGGCAGAAAACGAGCUGGGUUAUGUUUCCAGCAAAAGCAAAGUCAUCGUAAUGACUGAGACGGAAGAUGAGAGGGUCGAAAAGGUAGAGCUUCCAAAAAUGAAAGCCGAGGAGGUGAAAGUGGAAGAAACGCAGACGAAGAAAAUGGUGGAGAAACAAUUGUCGCAGGAAGAGACUCUGCGCGCUGAAGAGUCGGGAUCAGAAGGUCGCGUCAAACUGGAGAAACAAAACAUCCAAGUAAUUCAAGGGGACAAUGAAACAAUCACGAUUUCUGUGGCCUCUACGACAUCACACGAAGCUAUACUUACAGGUCCUGGCGAAAGUCAUACAAUCAGCAAGAUGACAGCAACCAAGAUCGAGUGUCGGGAAUUUGGUGUUGAAUCGGGACCCCACGUUGAGGAAGUUGCUUCUUACGCUUACACCGUGCAAGAAGAGAAGCCUCAGAAGGGCGUGCUAAUCGAGGAAUUUUCAGAAACUGAGGAGAAGAAAUCAAAUUUGGGUGUCAAUCGAGGCGUCACGAUUGUUUCCGUUUCCGAUGAUGAAUCGACUUUGAAGGCACUAUCGCGAGACGUCAGCUCAGAAGACGUACAGUUGACCGAACAACUACCAGAGGAUCAGAAAACGACCAACGGCAUUCUCGAUGAGCUCUCCUUCAAUGAGACGCCAGAAAAGGAGAAAACUUUGGAAGAUAUUAAGUUCCAUAGAAUCUCCAGGAUAACAGAGACCAUUGCCGAGGAGAAAUCUUUGGAAGAACCAUUAACGGCGACAUUAUCGAAUCAAACUUUGCAACGAGAAAGUUUGGAUGUAAAGACAAUAAACUUGCCCAGUCAAAGCUCUACAAUUAACGACACAAGUCCCGUGAAAAAGAUCGCGGAGAAAACUCUUGAUCGACCAAGCUCAGCUAUCGAAUUAUCGAAAGAAACUGCGAAGCUCGAGAAGACGGAUACUUCGACAUUGUCAAGCGAAACAUUAUCGAGACAGAGUUCUCAGAAGGCACAGCUCGAUGAUAACGACAACGAGGAAAUCGAUGACGAGAUGAGGGAUCUUUUAGCUCGUGUUAAACGACAACGUAGUGUAUUAGACGAAAUCCUCGAUAAAGAAUCGGGCAGAGAAUCAGCUCCGCCUCACGUUGUGAGCACAGAUCUCACCGAUAGAACAAUCUUCGAAACACAGACCACAAAGUUCGACGUAACGGCCACUGGUUUACCGAGACCAGAUGUAAAGUGGCUCAAAGACGGUAAGGUUCUUCGAUCCGGCGAACGAGUGAGGAUCACAACUUCAGGAGAAUCAUACGAGAUGGAACUCAGUAAGGCUACCCUCGAGGACGAGGGUCUCUACAUGUGCGUCCUGACAAAUAAAUUGGGAGAGGAAAUCGUAGAAGGCUAUUUAACUGUCGGAACCGUCGACGAACUCCGAAAACCGAGAUUUACCGAACCUCUCAACGACGUCGACGUCGCCCUCGGGACUGACGGCGAAUUAAAAGCUGUCUUCACAGCUGAUCCGGUCCCGGAUAUUAGAUGGUAUUACAAAGGCCACGAAAUUCCGUCUGAUGAUUCUAGAAUUAAGGGGACUAUUAGUAAUGGACCGGCAGCGGAUAAAUUAACAGAAAGUAAAGUUACAUUAAAAAUACCAAAGUGCACCAAAGAAGAUACUGGAGAAUAUACUUUAAAAUUGUUGAAUAAGUGGGGUGAAGCCGAGAGUAGCGCAUUCUUAAGUCUUCUAUUGAAACCGGAAAUUGACAGCUUUAGAGACCAUUCCGAAUCGGUUGACGAGCGAGUUGAAUGGCAAGCUAUUAUUAAAGGAAAUCCGAAACCUGAAAUUAAAUGGAUGAAGGACGGCACAGAAUUGCAAAAGGACGAACGGUAUGACAUGGAAGAAGAUAAGAGAAAUUGCAAAUACAAACUCAUCAUUAAAAAGCUCAGUUUAGAAGAUGAAGGCAACUACACCGUUGUAGCAAAGAAUUAUUUGGGUGAAGCAAGUGCUCAAGCUACUCUCACGCCUCACACUGAAGCUCCAACUUUCCUGAAAGAAUUGUCAAAGAUGCAAUGCAGCGAUCGCGAGGACGUCGAAUUGAAGAUUCGCACGACUGGUAUUCCGAGAUCGAGCGUAGAAUGGUUAAAGAACGGUGAGGUCAUCAAGGAAGACGAAAGAUAUCAGGUGAUGACUCACAUGGACAACAUAGUGGACAGUAGUCUCUCCAUCAAAACCUUCUCUGCGAAAGAUGUCGGCAUAAUAACUUGUAAAGCGAGCAAUGUUGCUGGAAGCGCGGAAACCAGCUGCGAUCUAUCCAUGACGUUAACCGCGCCUUCUUUCGGUAAAGCGUUACCAAGAUCGGAGGAUGUUGAUGAGGGCGAGCCUUUGGAAUUGAAGGCUAAAGUGGAUGGCAGCCCAAUACCCAGCAUCGCCUGGUUCAAGGAUGGCGAGAAGAUCACGCCGGAUGAUCAUGUGAAAAUCAGUACUUUGCCAGACGGUACUACAAAGCUCACAAUCGAUAAGGUGAAACCUACCGAUUGUGGCGCCUAUAAGCUUGUAGUUACGAACCCCAGCGGCGAAAAUUCUUCGCUCUGCGCCGUCGCUGUCACGCCCGAACGAAGGAGACCGUCGUUCACGAAGCCAUUGAAAGAUACAAAGGCUGUGGUUGGGCAACCGUUGAAACUAGAAGCUCAAAUUUUAGCGUUUCCGAAUCCUCAAGUGCAGUGGUUCAAAGAUGGAAUACCGUUGAGACAUACGAAGGAAAUGUAUUUCAUGAACGAACCAAAUGGUCUUAUUGGAUUGAAGAUGGAUUACGUGCGCCCGGAGGACGCAGGGAACUAUUCAGUGAUUGUAUCCAACGCGCUUGGUGAGAUCACGGGUACAGCUAAGGUAGAAGUGGAAGAAAGAGAGAAAAGACCAGAAUUUGUCACAAGUCUUCAACCACAAACUGUCGUCGAGGGUUUCCCGGUGAAGAUGGAAGUGAAAAUUAUGGGAAAACCAACACCUGAACUCAAAUGGCUGCGAAAUGAUGAAGAAAUUGUUCCAGACAAUAAGCAUGUGAAGAUCGUUAGUCAACCAGAUGGUAGUCAAGCUUUGAUUCUUGACAAGGCAACGCCAGAAGAUAUCGGUGAGUACCAAGUAGUGGCUGGCAAUACAGAAGGCACUGCAUCGUGCAAAGCCAAGCUAGACGUUGCUGACAAGGUGAGACCAGACACACCAGAAGAAAAGCCAACAUUCAUUAGCCCCAUGCGCAGCGUAUCUGUCGAAGAAGGCCAACCAUUGACUUUAGAUGUGUCAUUCGUUGGCAAUCCAAUUCCCAACGUGAGUUGGACGAAAGAUGGUGAGCCGAUCGAACCGUCGGAACAUGUUACAAUGAGUUGCGAUGGGAAGAAGGUCGGUCUGCAAAUCGAUUCGUGCAAGCCUAAAGACGCGGGCGUCUAUGGCUGCCAACUGAGCAAUCCACUGGGCGAAGACACUACCAGCGCAAACGCUAUCGUCCGCAAGGUCUAUCAAUCGCCGACCUUCACGCAGAAGUUUACGGAUCUACAGCAGCUACCUACGUACGAUGCCAAGUUUCCAGUUCGCGUCACUGGUAUCCCACAACCAGAGAUCACCUGGUACUUUAAUGAUAAACCGAUUCUAAAAGACAGCGACAAGUACAAGAUAAAGCACGACGGUGACGCUUACUGUUUGUAUGUGAAAGACUGUGCAUAUGAUGAUUCGGGGCGGUACAGAUGUAAGGCAGUUAACAAAGGCGGUGAAGCGGAAUGCGCGGCGAAUCUGGCUGUAGUAGAUAAAAUCCAAAAAAUGCAAAAAGUCGAGCCGCCAACGUUCCUCAAGAGGAUCGGCGAUUGCGAGAUCUACAGAGGUAUGCCAGCCAAGUUCACAGCGUGCGUCACGGGAAAUCCAGAGCCCGAUUUCGAAUGGUAUCGCAAUGGUGAUCGACUUUGGCCCACUGAUCGCAUCAAGAUGGAUCAGGAGGGUAGUUUGUUAAGGCUCACGAUAUUUAACGUAGACGAAUUGGAUGCUGGAAAAUACGAAUUGAAAAUAUCCAAUCCUCACGGUGAGGAUUCGUGCUGCGCCGAGAUGGUUUACGAAUCUUUGGAGCCACGCGCAAAGAAACCUCUCGCGGAUCAGUACACGGAUUAUGGUAAAUAUCAGAAAUCCGGUAUUCCGCUACCCUUGGCAGAUCGUCCGAUUAUCAGCCGUAUGAUGGAUCGACAUCUUACCCUUUCAUGGAAGCCGUCCAUCCCGAUCGGACCGCGAGUGCCCGUGACCUAUUUGGUGGAGAUGUGCGAGCUUCCGGACGGCGACUGGUUCACUGCUCGCAGUGGUAUUCGUAGUUGCGUCUGCGACAUUCGCAAUCUCGAGCCGUUCCGCGAUUAUAAGUUCCGCAUCCGUGUGGAAAACAAGUAUGGAAUAAGCGACCCGUCACCGUUCGCGCAAACAUAUCGAGCCAAACUAGAGCCGGAACCGCCCAAAUUCUUCCCGUACCUACCGCCUGGUAUUGACUUCCGUCCCGAAACCAGUCCCUACUUCCCAAAAGACUUUGACAUUGAGCGACCGCACGAUGGUUAUGCUCAGGCGCCUAGAUUCUUGCGUCAAGAACACGACACUCAAUAUGGCGUGAAGAACCACAAUUGUAAUCUCUUCUGGUUCGUCUAUGGCUAUCCCAAGCCGAAAAUGACGUACUACUUCAACGAUCAACUGAUUGAGUCUGGCGGUCGAUACGACCAAAGCUAUACUAGAAACGGCCAGGCAACUUUAUUCAUCAACAGGAUGCUCGAGAGAGACGAAGGUGUUUACGAGGCUGUCGCUAGAAACGAACACGGCGAAGCCAGGCAGAAAGUUAUCUUAAAGAUUGCUGAGUAUCCCACGUUUAUCGAAAGACCCGAGGAGACUAUCGUGAUGAUGAGAAGAACCGGCCAAUUGACCGCUCGUGUAACUGGAGUACCUUAUCCAGAACUUAAGUGGUACAAGGAUUGGAAACCUAUAGCUUCAUCUUCCAGAAUCAGGAUUCAAUUCACUGAACCCGACAUUACAACCCUUAUUGUCAACGACGCUAUUAUGAAGGACGAAGGUCUUUACUCGAUCAGUGCUGGUAACGUGGCCGGUUCAGUAUCUUGCUCGGUGAUGCUACACGUAGAGGAGAACGAGCACGAAUAUGGAUACAGAACAUACAAAAAGAAAAUGGAUGUAAAACCACGCGACAAACCGUUUGACGACCUGUACGAUCUGGGUGACGAGCUGGGUCGCGGCACUCAGGGUGUAACUUAUCAUGCGGUCGAGCGAAGCACCGGACGAAAUUACGCUUCUAAGAUUAUGCACGGACGCGGUGACCUCAAACCGUUCAUGUAUAAUGAGAUGGAAGCGAUGAACAAUCUGCAUCACCGCAAAUUAUUACGAUUGCACGAUGCUUUCGAGACGAACGAUUCGGUCACGCUGGUCAUGGAGUUAGCGGCCGGUGGCGAACUAGUGGACAAUCUUACGAGACAAGAACAUUAUACUGAAAUAGAUAUCGCUCGUUAUAUACGCCAAUUGUUAUGGGGAUUGGAAUAUAUGCACGAUAAUUAUUACGCACAUCUCGGUCUGACGCUCGGCGAUCUGCUAAUCUCACACGCAGGAGGAGAUGACCUGAAGAUCGGAGAUUUCGGACUCACUCGCAGAAUUUCAUCAGCAAGGUUGAUGACUUUGUUGUAUGGUAUGCCAGAAUAUGUCGCACCAGAAGUGACUAAUAACGAGGGUGUCAGCUACGCCGCAGAUAUGUGGUCUGUUGGUAUAAUUACCUACAUUUUGCUAUCCGGUAUUUCACCGUUCAGAGGUGCGAACGAUAGAGAAACGCUGAAGAAGAUUAGAGAAGGCAAAUGGGACUUUGAUGAUCGAUGGAAAAAUAUUUCGAACGAAGCACAGGACUUUAUUCGUAACCUAUUGGUGUAUAACGUCGACAAAAGGAUGGAUGUUAGAGCUGCUUUAGCUCAUCCAUGGUUCAAUUAUAUUGACAAUUUGCCAUCAGAACCUUACAGAAUACCUUCCGAAAACUUGAAGAACUAUUAUAAACUUUAUCGCGAUUGGUACAGCAAUGCUUCGUGCCGCACGUGGUAUCGCAGAAGCAAACUGGAAACAGCGUUUGAUGAUCCAUCGCGAAUGGUGUAUCCACCUGGACACAAAUUCACACCCGAACCAGACAGGAGUCAUAGCUCAUUGAAAAAACGUUCACCCAGGACAUGGGAAAAUCAAAUACCAUCUAGAGAACCAAUUGACACAGAAAUUGGAAUAAUCACGAGUGAAAGCCAUUAUCAAAACGGUCCAGACACAUAUCUUCUUCAACUGCGGGAUACUGAUUUCCCUGUACGACUACGCGAAUACAUGAAAGUCGCCUGUGAUCGUAGUCCCGGAUUCUCGCGUUCUAUUACUGAAGACAACAGUUUUGACUGGAGAACACCUAUCAUUCGGGAACGUCGUCGAUUUACGGAUGUUAUGGACGAGGAAAUCGAUGAUGAGAGGAGGGCUCGCAUCAACCGAUACGGAUCGGCAGACACGUUUACUCUUAGACGUUUGAAGAAUGAACUAGGCACUCGAUUAGACAGUUACGCCGAGGCUGAGGCGAUGAUGGAAUCGAAGAAGGAUGGUCAGCUUCCAUUCUUCCGCGAGAAACCGCAAAUUUGCCCGAUCGAAGAGGGAAAACCGGCGCAUCUCACCUGUCUGGCGGUGGGAAACCCGAAGCCACUGAUACAAUGGUUCAAAAACGAAACGGUCAUACAAGAGAAUAAUAGGAUCAAAGUGACAGAGGAUUCUGACGGGAGAUCUAUACUCAGUUUUAACCCUACAAAGGAGCACGAUAUCGGAAUAUACAAAGUGGUGGCGAGAAACCCGAUAGGACAAACGAUUGUUAGAACCAGGAUGUUGCAAGCAACGGUUUCUUGCGGUCCGGAUUCCCCAGAGGCUUCCGAUGUUUCUGACACCGAAGUCCUCCUGCGAUGGAAACAGCCAAAGUAUGAUGGCAAUUCACCCGUAUUGUGCUACAAUCUACAAUACAAGGAGGGUGAUUCGAUCGCCUGGAUAGACGUCGCGUCUAAUAUUGAUCACGAGUUCUACCUAGUGCGUGACCUAAAACCAGACACGAGUUACAACUUCCGUUUAGCAGCACGCAAUCGCAUAGGUUGGAGCGAGAAAGGCAUCCCGUCGAAGUUAAUCAAAACGCGUCUGCCAGGUUGCCCGAAGGUACAGAUUACGCGAGCGAUGAGGCAUCUUCAGGAGCUGACCGAAAACGGUCAGGAAAUUGUCUUGGAAGAAAAUAAGCAGCACAUUGAUUACUCUAUGGAACAGAAUCCGAUUGAAUGGUUGGUGGAGCCGCAGCUAUCCACCAAGUAUAGCUUCAUCUCGGAAUUGUCGCGCGGACAAUUUUCCGCGGUGGUGAAGGGUGUGGAUAAAAGCACAGAUCGCGUGAUCGUUGCUAAGAUCUUGGAAUUGAAUGCAGAAACGGAGAAACAAGUGAACCAGGAAUACGAAGUAUUACGUUCACUGCGACAUGAACGGAUAGCUAUGCUGGAAGCUGCAUACAAAGUGCCCGGUUCCCCCGUGACGGUAUUCGUGAUGGAAAAGCUUCAAGGCGCCGACAUACUCACGUACUUCUCUAGUCGGCACGAGUAUACGGAGAAUUGCGUAGCGAAUGCCGUUACGCAAAUACUUGAUGGUCUUCAGUAUCUUCAUUGGCGUGGAUACUGUCACCUGGACAUUCAACCAGACAACAUUGUGAUGUCAUCGGUGAGAUCGGUUCAAGUAAAGUUGGUCGACAUGGGUUCUGCUCAUAAAGUUACCAAAUUGGGCACGAUGGUACCCAAGCAUUUGGGCCAUCCCGAAUAUAGAUCACCCGAGCUCUACAACGAUGAACCUGUCUACCCGCAAACGGAUAUCUGGAUGGUCGGUGUAUUGACUUAUGUAUUACUAUCCGGAGUUUCCCCGUUCCGCGGUAAAGAUGCGGACGAGACUAGACAGAAUAUAUCUUUCGUCAGAUACAGAUUCGAGUAUCUUUACAAAGAGCUGAGCCAAGAAGCCACCAGAUUUCUUAUGCUGGUCUUUAAACGCGCGCCAAGCAAAAGACCAAUGGCGGAGGAAUGCCACGAACAUCGAUGGUUACUACCAACCGAUUUUAUGAUUAAAAAACGCGAAAGGGCUAUAUUUCUAGGCAACAGAUUAAAGGAAUAUAAUGAGAAGUAUCAUGAAGAAAAAUCGAAGAUAGCUUCCGACAAUGACAGUCUAGGGAGUGAGAGUUUGUUGGGCUCCAAACAGAAACUCAUCAGGUCAACCAGUAUACAAGAAGAGCUGCGGACCACGUUCUAACAAUGGAGAGCUGCAAUUUUUUAUUUAUAUUUAUGUACACAUAUAUACACACACAUACUCACACACAGACACACGCAUGUACACACAUGCACCCACACAUGCAUGCGCGCAUAUGACUACGAUUUCACAUGUCUAGUCUAUACGAAUAGCGCGUAGAAACGAUGAGAAAUGAGAAAUGCAAGAAAAAUUUUUUGUUGUUUUCUCUUUUGUUAUUAUUUAUUUGUUAUAACUUAUAAUUAUAACAAAAAUCGUCGACUGAUCGGCGAUGUUUCGCCGACUUUUAUUGGCAGCCUAAUUUUCAACCGUCUGUUAAUUCGACAAGUAUAACACUUAUAAAUUGUCUAUACACUUUACUAAAGUUAAAAAGAUGAAUUAGUAAACAUGAAAUAAUAAAUAAAAUGUUUUUGAAGUUUAAUAAAAAAUGUCGAUCAAGCAUUGUACGAAAAUCAUAAAUAAAUACUUGACAAAAUAA